Molecule: messenger RNA, 531 nt
Organism: Parnassius apollo (apollo)
Lineage: Eukaryota; Metazoa; Arthropoda; Insecta; Lepidoptera; Papilionidae
Source: the annotation of a GenBank genome assembly
AUGCAUGUUAAAGGCCGGGGAACAAAGCCGAAGGCUCCUUGGUGGACGGAGGAAUUGGAGACCAUCAAGCGGGAAGUGGUGGAUUUGCACCACCAGCUUCAUGCUGCUAAACGCCAAGGUUUGCCUUUGGACCAGAUUUUGGAGGCACGCAAAUCUAUAAAGGAACUUUACGCUAGCAAAAUGCGUGAUGAGUCGACCAGGCAUUUUCGUGAGUUCUGCGAGUUGCAAACUAAGGAAAAUGUCUGGUCACUCACAAAUAGGCUACUCAAAACUGCCACCCCUAGGCGCCCACCAGUUACCCUCAACAGAGACGGUACUUACACCACCAAUAGCCAGGAGACUGCUAAGGCACUUUUGGACCAUUUUUACCCGGGUGACUCACCCGACACCUUACCACGACAUCACGAAUUAAGAUCUGACAUGACCAACUCUCCUCAGUCCCAUUACGACCCUCCCUUCACUCAGGAGGAGGUGUUGGAGUGUUUAAGACAAAUGAAUCCCAAAAAAGGCUCCCCGGACUCGACAACUUAA